Molecule: messenger RNA, 2099 nt
Organism: Malania oleifera
Lineage: Eukaryota; Viridiplantae; Streptophyta; Magnoliopsida; Santalales; Ximeniaceae
Product: glycoprotein 3-alpha-L-fucosyltransferase A
Exons: 7
Coding region: 322-1857 (511 amino acids)
Cellular component (GO): membrane
Molecular function (GO): fucosyltransferase activity
Source: RefSeq, a predicted model, not a curated record
CCGUAACACACACUAUUGUUCUGGAGACGAUAAACCCAAGUCCCAAAUGAUCCGUGGACUUUUCAUUUUUGAAGGGAAGAGUCUUCCCCUGAAUCCCUGAUUGUUUCAAGGGAAAAUAUUUAUAAUUUUUUCUUUUCCUCAGCUGCUCUUUCCGCAAUAAUGUCUUCUGAAGUUCGUUAACAACUCUGAAUCUCUGGGGCCGGAGCCUUCAGAGUUGGUUUGAUUGUUCUUAACUUCUCCCACAGAGCAAGCACCAGAAUAAGAAGCAAAAUCGAACAAGAGAGAGAGAGAGAGAGAGAGAGAGAGAGAGAGAGAGAGAUUAUGGGUACGGUCUCGGGGCAACGAGGCCCCAGAACAGGGACGACCCAAGAAAGCUCAGGCGUUGCUGGCGGGGUUUUGAUGGUCAACAGGAAGAAAUGUCCCAAUUUCAUGCCUCUUUUCAUAGCCGUCGUGGUCCUAGCCGAGAUCGCAUUUCUUGGUCGCCUCGACAUGGCGAAGAACGCCGCCAUUGUUAAUUCGUGGACCGGCUCGUUCUAUCAGGCAUCGCCGGAGCGAGAACUGGUGGGGGAGGAAAUGGGGUUGGGCAUAUUGAGUCUUGAUCGGAGCUCAGAAGCAGAUACUUGCGAGGAGUGGUUGGAAAGGGAAGACGCCGUCGAGUAUUCUAGGCAUUUUGAGAAGGAUCCUAUCUUGGUUUCUGGUGGCGAUCAGGAAUGGGAAACUUGUGCCGUUGGCUGUAAAUUUGGAUUUAAUCCUAGUAGGAAGCCUGAUGCUGUGUUUGGUUUAUCUCAACAAGAUGGAGCAGCCACUGUGCUUCGGUCAAUGGAAUCAGCUCAAUACUAUUUGGAGAACAAUGUUGCUCACGCUCGACGGAGGGGAUACAAAAUUGUAAUGACGACUAGUCUGUCAUCAGAUGUUCCUGUUGGAUAUUUUUCUUGGGCCGAGUAUGAUAUCAUGGCACCUUUGCAGCCGAAGACUGAGAGUGCCCUUGCUGCUGCUUUCAUUUCUAAUUGUGGUGCUCGCAACUUCCGCUUGCAAGCUCUUGAAGCACUUGAGAAGGCAAACAUCAAGAUAGAUUCUUAUGGUGGCUGCCAUCGGAAUCGUGAUGGAAGAGUGGACAAAGUACAAACUCUGAAACGUUACAAAUUUAGCUUGGCAUUUGAGAAUUCCAAUGAGGAGGACUACGUCACUGAAAAAUUCUUUCAGUCUCUUGUUGCUGGAACUGUCCCUGUGGUUGUUGGUGCUCCAAAUAUUGAAGAUUUUGCGCCUUCUCUUGGCUCAGUUUUACAUAUUAGGGAGGCAAAUGACGUUGACUCAGUUGCCAAGACUAUGAAAUCCCUUGCAGGAGAUGAUGAUGCAUUCAACAAUUUGUUGAGGUGGAAGCAUGAGGGCCCAUCUGAUUCUUUCAAGGCCCUUGUGGAUAUGGCAGCAGUACACUCUUCAUGCCGUCUUUGCAUUUUCCUGGCAACAAGGAUACGAGAGCAAGAGGAAAAGAGCCUAGGGCUCCAUAAACGUCCCUGUAAAUGCACCAGAGGCUCUGAAACAGUGUAUCAUUUAUAUGUAAGAGAGAGAGGAAGAUUUGAAAUGGUCUCUGUAUUUUUGAGGUCUGAGAAUUUUACGCUGGAGGCCUUGGAGUCUGCGGUGCUCAUGAAGUUUAAGUCUCUGAAGCAUGUACCCAUUUGGAAAAAAGAAAGACCCGAAAGUAUAAGGGGAGGGGAUGAUUUUAAAGUGUACCGAAUUUAUCCUGUUGGAAUGACACAGAGACAGGCCCUGUAUACCUUCAAAUUCAAAGAUGAUGCAGAUUUUAGAAGCCACGUGGAAAGAAACCCGUGUCCCAAGUUCGAAGUCAUUUUUGUGUAGCAGAUUUAGAUCCACAUCUCCCCCGUGCAGCGAGCAGUAAUUUGACAGUAUCCACUGCAUUUCUUUUUUGAGGGUUGAGGUGAUUUCAUCUGGGUAUGUUUCUCAUGCCCCUCAUAAUUUAUGUGAUCAAUGAUUUGCUAUAUGUAAUGUGGGGACGAAAGGAUUAAUGUAAGAAUAUUUAUGGCUUAUUGAGUAAGCCCCCUGAAUGCCACUAAUUGCUAAUCCUCCCAAGGAGUUUCAUC